AAAAAAAAAAAAGGAGGAGGAAAACAGCCAAUGAAAUUAAAAUAAAAUGAAGGAGGUGUUGAGGAGAUCGAGCGGUUAAUUUAAUUCCAAUUCCCCUUGCCACAUGGUAGCUUGAUGAACAAGUGUACCAAAGGUUAAAGAUCCAAACACCCUUGCAUCUUUGCCAGGUUUUAAGACAGAUUUGUGUGCAGCUGCUUGUUUUUCUAUGUGAAACGAUCUAAGUCAUGUCAAAGAUGAAGCAUCUACUGCGAAAGCUUCACAUCGGUGGUGGUUUCAACGACCACAACAACCGCUUGUCCGCCACCGACACGCCAUCUGAACCUCCAGCCACAACACAGUUCCACUCAUCGGCUUCCCCAUCUCCAUUACCUAGAAUCGGCGCCGUUGAUGCUUUAUCUGUUGAGAAUUUAAAUAUCAACAACUCAGAGUCCUCCGCUGUUGAUUUCAAUUUCUUCGAGGAGGAAUUCCAGAUGCAGCUUGCUCUGGCGAUUAGUGUGUCAUCAGGAUCCGCUGAGGCGCGGGAACCCGAUGCUGAAACUGCACAAAUUAAGGCCGCGGAGCAAAGAAGUAUGGGCUGUUCCCCUUCGGAAUCUCUCGUUGAAUUUCUCUCGCUUCGAUAUUGGAGUAAUAAUGUUGUAAACUAUGAUGAGAAAGUGAUGGAUGGUUUUUACGAUGUAUAUGGGAUUACUUCAAAUUCAGUCACACAAGGGAAGAUGCCCUCAUUAGUGGAACUUCAAGCCAAAACAGUAUACGAUGAUGUUGAUUAUGAAGUAAUUCUAGUGGACAGAUCAACUGAUAAGAAACUGCAGCAGCUUGAGGAAAGAGUAUUAAAUAUAUCACUUGAAUGUCAUGCUUUGGGGAUGAACCAGAUUAUAAGCAGGCUGAUCCAGAAAAUUGGGAAUAUUGUUGUUGCACAAAUGGGUGGUCCUGUUACUGAUGCAGAUGAAAUGUUGAGAAGAUGGACUACUGCAAGUUAUGAAUUACGGAACACUCUGAAGACUGUCAUACUUCCCCUUGGUUGUAUUGAUUGUGGACUUUCACGUCACAGGGCCUUGCUCUUUAAGGUACUUGCUGAUAAGAUCAACCUUCCAUGUAGUCUGGUAAAAGGGAGCUACUAUACUGGCACCGAUGAUGGAGCUGUGAACUUGAUUAAGAUUGAUAAUGGGAGCGAGUACAUUAUUGAUCUAAUGGGUGCUCCAGGCACCCUAAUCCCUGUGGAGGUGCCAAGUUGUAAUGUUGAAGUAGUAGAUAUCAGGGGUGGUGCAGGAGGGUAUACAUUGGAUAUAAGCUCUGAAAAUGGUUUUGCCAAAGUUGUCCCAUCAGAUUCACAAUUGAACACUAGAAGUGGGAGUGCUGUAGAGAGGAAGCAAACCAAGAGAUUUGAGAGUGAUUUUGGUAAGUUACUUCCGGCUCUUGGCAGGUCAAAUGAAGGCCGGGUAGGUGGUGGUGGUGGUGGAGGUGGUGGUUCACCCGCCCAAAAGUUGCAGCUUAGUGAUGUCUCCAAAUGUGUGAUAACUGCUGCAAAAAAUCCAGAUUUUGCUCAAAAACUCCAUGCGGUGUUGUUAAAGAGUGGUGGGCCAUCUACAGAAUCACUUUUAAAUCUAAGUAAUAAGGGAGUGGGAGAGACAAAUGUGCGUGGGGCCUUUCAUUUGUUGGAUGCUGAUCUUGAUCUUAUUUCCUUUACUGACAUUGCCAAUGUAAAUGUUAAUGGGUUACCUUCUCAAGAAACAAGUGCUUGUGGUGGGACUACUACUGAAGAUGUCAUCAAUGAUUAUGCAGUUGUAAAGCCUGUAGAAAGACGAUAUGCAGAUAAUACCAAAAACAGAAUAAAUUUAGACAUGAAGUUGGUGGAAACAUCUUGCUCCAAAUCCAAUCAGAGAGAAAGGGAAAUUCGCAUUGAUGAGGAGUGGGAAAUCCCAUGGGAAGAUAUUCAGAUUGGAGGGCGCAUUGGUAUCGGUUCUUUUGGAGAGGUUUACCGUUCAGAAUGGAAUGGAACUGAGGUGGCUGUGAAGAAGUUUAUGAACCAAGAUCUCUCAGGCGAUGCUCUCACUCAAUUUAAAGGGGAAGUUGAGAUCAUGUUAAGGUUGAGACAUCCUAAUGUUGUACUUUUCAUGGGAGCAGUCACUCGUCCACCAAAUCUCUCCAUACUUACAGAAUUUCUACCAAGGGGUAGUUUAUUUAAAUUAUUGCAUCGUUCGAGUAUCCAAGUAGAUGAAAAGAGGCGAAUGCGUAUGGCUCUUGAUGUGGCCAAGGGGAUGAACUAUUUGCACACUAGCAAUCCAGUUAUUGUGCAUCGGGAUCUCAAGACACCAAAUCUCCUUGUUGAUAAAAAUUGGGUUGUUAAGGUAUGUGAUUUUGGGAUGUCACGCAUGAAACACAAUACCUUUUUGUCUUCAAAAUCUACUGCUGGAACUCCGGAAUGGAUGGCACCAGAAGUGUUGAGGAACGAACCUUCGAAUGAAAAGUGUGAUGUAUAUAGCUUUGGUGUAAUUUUAUGGGAGUUAGCAACUUUACGCAUACCAUGGACAGAGAUGAACUCAAUGCAGGUUGUUGGUGCUGUUGGUUUUCAGUUCAGACAUCUCGACAUUCCACAGCAUAUUCAUCCUACACUUGCAUGCUUAAUAAGCGAUUGUUGGCAUCUGGACCCACAGUUGCGGCCAUCUUUCAAAGAGAUCAUUUCCCGACUUAGACAACUCGCAAAUGACACAACAAAAACCACAACACUUCAAUAACACACUAUUGUAGUCGGGGAUCCAAACACACAAUAUUGAUUCUUGUACAUUGAAAAAAAAAAAAAAAAGAAACA
This is a messenger RNA of Lactuca saligna, 2806 nucleotides long. NCBI's taxonomy places the organism in Eukaryota, Viridiplantae, Streptophyta, Magnoliopsida, Asterales, Asteraceae. The record is from the annotation of a GenBank genome assembly.